Durio zibethinus is the source of this 1480-nucleotide messenger RNA. RefSeq names its product F-box protein At3g07870-like. The record is from RefSeq and is a predicted model, not a curated record. NCBI's taxonomy places the organism in Eukaryota, Viridiplantae, Streptophyta, Magnoliopsida, Malvales, Malvaceae. Gene Ontology annotation, molecular function: protein binding.
UUUCUUUUCUAUUCGUUUGUAUUAUUAAUAAUUGAUAUUCUAUUAGGUUUCAACUUCGUUUUGAUCGCCAAACCAUCUUUGGAAAUACAAUAUACAGUCAUCUUUAAACAUUUCAUGUAAGAUAAACAGUUAUAACUUGUGUGGAAAACCAUAUCAGCAAAAUGGAGCUUCUUCCUUGGGAGAUUGUCCUUGACAUACUGUCAAGGCUUCCAAUUCCAAGUUUAGUGCAAUCCAAGUCCGUAUGUCGAGCCUGGCAUAGCCUAAUACAAGAUCCAGUGCUUGUGAACAAGCAUUUCUGGCGCACGGUUGAGAAUGAUCCCGGCUUGAUUUUACAGACUGAUCACCCUGUCAAAAACCAGCUUUAUUUUGGAGAUUUCUCUACUGAUCGAAACGAUGGAAACUUGAUCACAACGAAACUUUCCAUGCCACCCCUGCUCAACUUACAUUUGGUAAGUUCAUGUAAUGGAUUGCUAUGCUUGCGUGCCUCUUCCGUAAGCUUUGGACUCUGCAUUUAUAAUCCUUUUACCAGGGAUUAUACAGAGUUACCCAAACUAACGAAGCCCCGUUGUCAUGGGGGACUGUUAGGAUUUGGUUUCGAUCCUACAACAAAGGAAUAUAAGGUCAUCGUGAAAUCAUAUGAUAGAAGACCUUUUAGACCCUUUUAUGUUGCUGGAUCUACACUUCUUCGACCUCAGGUUGCUGCAUCUACUUCAAUUGAAGCUGCGGUUCAUAUUUUGACUAUUGGUAACCCCACAUGGAGAAAUUUAGGGAAUCUGCCGUUCCAUUUGAGGUUGCAACGAUCUCAGGUUCUGGUCAAUGGUAAACUUCAUUGGGUUUCUUAUCGUAACCGAUAUAAAGCAACUAACCCUAUUAUAUCCUUUGACCUGACCACUGAACAAUUCCAGGAGGUCCCUAGGCCUGAUUGCAUCAAUAUGGCCCGGCGAAGUGCUCAACUAGUUGUUCUACGAGGUUGUCUCGCCGCAGCUUCUUAUCAGGAUGAUAGUGAACAAUUGGAGAUCUGGGUUAUGACGGAAUAUAGUGUGAAGGAGUCUUGGGUCAAAGAAUUUAGCAUUGGAACUCACGUACCACAAAUAUUGCAGCAAAAUGGGUGUGGAUCCUUCAAUCAUCCAAGGCUUUUUUUAUCUAAAAAAUGCAUCCGAGUCCUAUGCCUAUUAAGAAGUGGGAAGAUCUUAUUGGAGUAUAAAAACAAAGCACUUGUUCUUUAUGAUCCUCAUUGCGGGACAUUCAAGGAUCUUCAACUUAAAUUUCAAGGAAUUCAGAAGUGUUUCAAAGUAGUCGUCCAUGUUGCAAGCCUCAAUUGGAUCGAUUCCUUCCUCAAUACCUAAAUGCUGAAAUCACACGCAUACACAAAAUUUUUACUCUUUCUUCAUGAUUAGAUUGAUCUCUGAAUUAAUGUUUACUUUGACUUUGUACAUAUCUUUACUAGCCGCUGAACUUGAUGAGAUUGUCCUUGGUUUUU